Molecule: messenger RNA, 1132 nt
Organism: Leopardus geoffroyi (Geoffroy's cat)
Lineage: Eukaryota; Metazoa; Chordata; Mammalia; Carnivora; Felidae
Gene: CEBPZOS
Product: CEBPZ opposite strand
Exons: 6
Coding region: 499-879 (126 amino acids)
Source: RefSeq, a predicted model, not a curated record
GUGAUCAUAUUAUCAAAAUGAGGGAAAGGAAUUUUGGAGGGAAGGGACACCUGGUAAAGAGAUUAAUAGGAUAAUCCCAUAAAGUAGGGUAUUUAAUUACCCUGUCUGAGGCAUUAUAAAAAGGAGUCAAAAGGAAAUGGUGCAAACGCGUGACCGUGAGCAGAGAGCUGGGACUGUAGAGUAUCACAGAGCUUACCAUCUCUGCACAGGUGUUAGAGAACAAACACUAUGACACAGCAUACAUUGACGAUAUCAAAAUCCUAAGAUUAAAAACGACUGGUUUCUCCUGUUGUUGGGGUUCUAGGGAGGCAGAGUAAUAACUUGAGUUUAUGUUUCAUAUACUCGGUAAGAGUCAUGUUAUUUUCUUGACUUAUAUAGCCCCUUUCCCUUGUUUAGCUUUUACAUUAGAGAAAGAGAAUGAAGACUCAAACCCUUUUUGAUUGGCUUUUAUUUUAAUUGAAGCGAUCAAGAUCUGAAGUCUAGGUUGCCACUUACUGGAUGGUGGUGAUCAGUUUUCCUAAUGUACAGGGGCCUCUUGUAUACAAGUCAUUGGAGUUGUGUGCAAAUGGGCACCUUACUGGGAUGCUAACCCUCAACUUGCUGAAUCAGAAAGCUGGGAACUCGGGAACUGCAGGGAUGGCCCGCACUAUGGAACCACUGGCAAAGAAGAUCUUUAAAGGAGUUUUAGUGGUUGAACUUGUGGGCGUUUUUGGAGCAUAUUUUUUGUUUAAUAAGAUGAACACAAGUCAAGAUUUCAGGCAAACAAUGAGCAAAAAAUUCCCCUUCAUCUUGGAAGUUUAUUACAAAUCCAUUGAACAGUCUGGAAUGUAUGGAGUCAGAGAGCAAGAUCAAGAAAAAUGGCUGAAUAGCAAAAAUUAAGAGCAAACUGAAUCUGGGGAGAUGAAAUAAUUUGACUAAGAGUCCCAUGACAAGUUUGAAGAAAUGGAUCUGGCCCAUUUCUUGAUCUCCAAGGUCCGUCAGACACAGUUUCUUCUAUCUCAGCUUUUUUUACUGUAUCUGUUUCUUUAUCUGCAUCAGUGAAUUGUUCUGUGUCUUCAUCAUCUCCUAUGUCAAUAAAAUUCUCUUCAUCAGACUCCUAAAACAAUGUUUUAAUAAAUCUACAUUAAUCAGC